Spirodela intermedia is the source of this 11403-nucleotide messenger RNA. The record is from the annotation of a GenBank genome assembly. Lineage: Eukaryota; Viridiplantae; Streptophyta; Magnoliopsida; Alismatales; Araceae.
AUGGAGAAUUUGAUAUCGCUGGUGAACAAGCUCCAGAGGGCGUGCACUGCCCUCGGCGACCACGGGGAGGGGAGUUCAUUGCCUACACUUUGGGACUCGUUGCCCGCCAUUGCUGUCGUCGGAGGGCAGGUCGGUUUCCUGGGUCUCUCUUCUCUCUUUCAUUUUGCUUGCAUUUUAUGUCUCCUUGUGGGAUCUUGCCGCUUUACUCAUUUAUCUGUGCAUUUCUCAGUGGAUGUUACACUGUUCUCCACUUUCAUUGUUUUAUGUCAACUUUGAUUUUGGAUGUUCCUGUUUUUUCCGGGGAGCCCAUGCCUUUGCAUACUUUUACUGAUGGAGCUCGGAUCAUUUGGUUUUCACUCUCGGGCACAUUUGUCUUCUUUUGCCUCUGUAUUAUCUUUUGCAUUUCGUUCGUAUUUCUUUAAAAAAAAUUGGAGCAGGGAGUUUUCUUUCUCCCAUAAGUUUCCAGAUUUCAUCCCACUAUUUCCGUCGCAUAUGCUAUUAAACGAAUGUUGUCCUUCCCUUACGUUUUCAUAAUCGAUUAUAAUCAUUUAUUUCGUAGUCUUCGCUUCUUCUUUCAUAUCCUGCGAUCGGUUGACUUUUUGUGUUCACUUGAGAAAGGGAGUGGGUAAGAGAGAGGGAUAGGGGAGAGAGAGAGGGAGAGAGGGGGAGAGAGAGGAAGGGAAACUGAGGGAGAGAGUAGAAAAGAAGGUAAGCAUAUUAGGCGGUGACCAUCUAACUGUAUUUUGACGCGCAAGAAAGAAAAACAAAAUUUGAUGAUCUUCCUAUAUUGUUUUGGUCAAGAUCAUUGGUUAUCACUUCUUUUCUCUACUCACUAAGGUCAGCAAAGUACUUGUGCUGCAACUGUCAUCAUAAGGCCAGCAUUCUGUCAUUUUCGUGGAAUGAUUCCUUAGUCAUGAGUAUUUUGUCAUUUUCAUUGAAUGAUCGCAGAGUUAAUAUUGUGCGCCAUUCAAACUAUAUAAGAGAGAAGUAACCUGAGAAUUGCCAUAUGGUGUGCCUUUUAAAUGCAUUUUUCUGUGAUAUUUAGGGAGAAAAGAUAUCUUCUGCUGUACUGGACCUUUUGGGUUUGCCUUUUCUAGAGUCCCCGAUAUAAGAGACGUCGCAGAUACCUUUUCACUGGGAUGCUAGUUAUUAAGGGGGUAGUGAUGAAAUCUUUGAAAAAAUUAGCAAGAUGCAAAGCUUGGUCCCGAGUAAAGUAUAAUACUUAAACGCCUGAACGAGGAUAUGAUACUACCUCAUCAUUUAAGGAACAUACAGAUAAUGACAUUAAACCACCAUGGUCCCUGGAUCACUAGAAAAUGCUGAUAUAUAAGUUUCUAGAAAUCAACAUUUUUUUGUCUCACGUGCUGUUUAUUGCGUUAGCAUUAAGAUGUAAGAAUAUCUGAUCUUAUAGUUGUCAUGGUUUCAGAGCUCAGGGAAGUCAUCAGUUCUCGAGAGUAUAGUUGGAAAGGAUUUUUUACCUCGGGGAUCUGGUAUGUCAAAUCACCCUUCUUGCUGAUUAUUGAUGUGUCUUUUUUAACUUCUAUUUGAAUUGUACUGCAAUAUCACAGGAAUUGUCACACGGCGUCCGCUUGUAUUGCAGCUUCAUAAGAUUGAUGAAGGAAGGGAAUAUGCUGAAUUUCUCCACUUGCCAAGGAAACGAUUUACCGAUUUUGGUAAUGAUUCGCUUGGCAUAUAUUUUUUAAAAUUUUGUAUUUCUUUCAUCCAAACUGGUACACUCUAAUAGAAAAAAGGUUUGUUGUCUCUUAUUGUAGAUAUUCACUAUUGUAAAAUAUUUAGUCUACUAUAUGGCAGAAUAACAGAGAGUGAACUUUUAAAAGGGAUUUGAUAAUGUGUAAAAUACGGAUCAACUAAUGGAUUGUAAAGUGACUAGUUGGAAUGUUUCUUAUCAGUGAAUUUCCCUAUCAUAUCGUUCUAGUGAAUAUUAUUUGGGAACAGAUCUCAGUGUGAUGAUAUUUUUCUUGUCUUGUUUUAUUUUUCUUCUAAUGACCAGAUUGAAUUCAUGCAGCACUUGUAAGAAAGGAGAUUUCUGAUGAGACUGAUCGCGAGACAGGUCGCACUAAGCAAAUAUCCAGUGUACCAAUUCAUCUCAGCAUCUACUCUCCUAAUGGUCAGAUUUGUUCUCAAAUUCUUGUUAUUAUCAUUGUAUGUUUUUAUGCUAAUCUAUGUCAACGACUCAGCACAUAUUUGGGUCUUAUCUAAUUGAUUUCUAAACUAACCUUAGAGCAUGACAUUUAUGUAUCUUUCCCCAGUGUUGGAUUGAUGUAAACGGGGGUAAUCCAGUUUCACUGCUAACCGGUGUAAAAAGUUUCUUUUUGUACGCUUGAGACUCGGAUGGCUCUCUUUUGGACUGUUGAAUGAUCUUUAUGGAGAAUUUCCACCUAUCUCAAUGUUUUUGUGAGCAUAGCUGCAUGUCUAUGAUCCGCCAAAUCUGAGAGCUUGCCAGUGGUGCUGAUCCUCUGGAAUAUAUCAACUACAUCUGAGCAAAUUAUCAUCGCAAUUUGAAUUGCAUCAAUGGUUGUAGCUGUUUGAAUUGUAAAAUCGUUAUUGGGACCCUGACCUCCUAGCAGAGGCUGGAGGAAGAAUAAGGCGAAGGCGGAGUACUUCCCUCCUGGAGCAAUUGAUGUGGCUUGUCUGAUCCUUGUCCAGAUUGUAUCAAACUUUGCUGAUACAGUGAUCUGAUUCAAUAUUGAUUUGGGGGCAUCAGUUAUCUUCUCAGUUUGGGAAGUUUUAUAUUUUAUGAGAAAACCUUUGGUUUUUAGACGCCUCCAUUUUCUAAAAAAACAGAGAAAAGACAAUUGUCUGCACUCUAUCAUUUCAGUUUGGUUAUGCCAAGUUAAUUGUGCUGCAAAAUCUUCAUAGGAGAAGGAGGACAAAACAAGCCGUCCAAGGUUAAAGCAUGCCGAGCCCACCAGAGGAAGGAGAACUGAAAGACUUGAAGUAGUUGAACUGAAGUACUUCAGGAUGGGACGUCAGUCUCUAUUUCAUCAUGGGUCUUUAACCCCUCGUCAAUUAGAGAUUCCUGGUUUAUAGAUCUGUAGACCCUAAACUGACUUAGCCACUGCACAAGGAAUAACUUCCUCCUUGAGCUACCUAGUUGGAGGCUCAUUGGGUCUGAUUUAUAAUAAUUAACCCUAGAACAUCAAAUUGGCCUUAAUGCACCUAAUAACGUAAAAUGAAUAAAUCUGCAGAGCUUAAAAUUAAAACCCAAAGGGUAUUAAUACUAUGAUAGCACUGCACAGUAUAUUUCGUCUCUGGAGACACUGUGGAACAACACUUACUGAUACCUUUUGAUGGGUGGGAUUUUUUUUCUCAGAGUUUCCAUCCUUUGUUAAAAUUUCUUGAUACAAUACUGAGUCUGAUGACUAUCUUUUUCAUGCGUUCAGAUACUUUCUUGAAUUUUCAAUUUCAAUAGCAUGGUGUAUAAGUGCAUUAGGACAUCCUAUUGCUUUUGUGUACAAACAUCACACUGUGGAGAGUCAUACCUCAUCAUUUUAUAGAUUUUCCAGUAUAUUACUGAUCAGUAAAUUAUCCUAUUCUGAUUGAGUUUUUGUCAUGACAGUUGUGAACCUGACUCUCAUUGAUCUCCCGGGGCUUACCAAGGUAGCUGUUGGUAAGUUAUUUAUUGUUGUUGAUUGCUUCUUCUACAGUUCGAAUUUCCCUUUUAAUAAAUUUUAACGCUAUGAUUGGAAUUUCAGAGGGUCAACCCGACAGCAUUGUCGGAGAUAUUGAGAACAUGGUUCGCUCUUAUAUUGAAAAGGUAAAAUAUCACUGUGAAUCAUCCUAUCUUUUUUGUUGCUUACAUUCCGAUCAUGAUUUGCACCGCAGCUAGUGUUCGCCUAAUUGAGAAGGUGGCGAUUUGUACAAGUUGUCUAGCCUCCCUAGGCAAGCAGCCCUUCAUGGGCGGCUGCUCACUAUUGUAAAUGGAACUGAGCACGCAGCCAUUUACUUGCAAAUGGCUGUACGCUUGUCUGCCAUUGCAAACAGAAUGAGCACAAGGGCAUUUACACUAGAUUGACGGCAUAUUUAUCUCAUGUCUAGAUUUCAUUUACAAACAACUCUCUCGGUGACCAAUUGUUUUUAAUAAGCACUGAGUACUCAAUUAAUUGUUUGUAUAACUUGAAAUUUUACUUAAAUUUUAUUUCAGUAAUCUUAUUUAUCUUGUACAUGAUGCAUUUAUUUUAUUUGUCAAAAAAUUUCUGUUAUAAUUUGAUUUAAUUUUAUUUUUAAACAUUGACAAGGAUCACCGUAUGCAUCACUUAUGCCACUUAGGCAGAAAGGCAGUAGUUCACCAGCUUAUUCGCCUUGUUCACCUUAAAAAGUUUUAUACUAAUCAACUAUCUUGAGAUUGGAUCGCGGAGGAUAUAUUGUGCAAUAGAAUCUUCAUUGAACUGAACUGUCACGUUAAGUAUUGGAUUCUGAUAACUUAUGCUCAUCUUAGUAAUACCCCAUGACUCAUACCAAAAACCCAUGUCUUUGCUGAUAGAAGUGCGUUUGGCUUAAUUUUCAAUCCCAACAUUGGUUUUGAUCUGUAAGUUUUGAUAAUUUAACUCGUUGCCUGGUUUUCCAUUUACUUCAUCUGAAUUUAUGAUGGUUUUUCAUCGCUACAUUUUUAGGAAAAACUGUCUGCUGCAUAUCUAUGCAUAAUUUGUGUGCUUGAUGUGAAUAGAGUUUUAUUUCUCUAUCUUUGCUUGGUUUGGUGAUCAUAUCAGUGGACACGUUAUUAAAAUUCUUCUGCUUAUUUACCUAGUAAGAAAAGCACGGUCUGACAUACGACUUUAUUUUUAUUAACUAGACUCUGAAACUGCAAUUCAGACUUACUUUCCCAUGCAUCUGGGCUUUCCAAAAUCGUUUGAUACAUUUCUUAUUUCCUCAUCUUGCAGCCUAAUUGCAUAAUUCUUGCAAUUUCGCCGGCCAACCAGGACCUGGCUACAUCUGAUGCAAUUAAGGUUUCUCGUGAAGUGGACCCCAAAGGUAAGCACCUCUAGUUUGCGUUCUUUGUCUGAAAAGUGAUUAAUCAAAAGAAAUCUUCUCAUGGUAAUUAUGAUUCUUAUUUGUUAUUAUUUUUAAAUUGUCAAAAGUUUUAGGUGUUUUCCCGGAUUUUGUUUCUAAUAUAUGUUGUUUUAAGUUGAUCUUGAUAUAGUUCUAUGGUUAUAAUUUUUCAGAAAGUACUGGUGUAAUAACGGAUCGACCAUAUAAUGAAAAAAUUAUGAUAAAAUGUUUCCCCACUUUUGGGACAUUUUAUGCAGUUUCUACUCUUUCUAGUCAAAGGCAAUGAUUUGGUGGAGUCUCAAAUAUGUGGACGUGUCACAAUGUUUGCCUAGAAUCAAUAAACAAUGCAUGGCCCAAAAAUGGGGGUUUGCAGUUAGAUAACUGUGGCAACUGUUUAGACAUGAUAUAGAUACAUCAAGCGAUGGAGGUCUUGAUUGCUACAUUAAAUAAGGCAUCUAGCCUAUCUUUGGUAAAUUAAUUCUAUGUAAAGUGGAUAGGCGCCCAAAUUUUUUUCAUGGUAACAUCAAUUUUUGGAUCAACUGUCCUAUAAUUAACAGAGACUCUGCUAGAUAUUAGUUCUUCUUGUUACCCCUGCAAUCAGUUGUUUUAUAUGACAAGUAGAAUCAACGUUAGUGUAACUGUUUCUGUUCCAUUGAUGCUGUUACAAACAUUACAUGCUCAUAGGGUAGACGGACAAAGAUAUGAUUUAUGCUUGCUCUGCCAAUUGGAUUUCAUAAUUUUGAAGUCUUUUUUUUCCAGGAGAGAGAACAUUUGGAGUACUGACUAAGAUUGAUCUCAUGGACAAGGGUACUGAUGCGGUUGAUGUAAGAUUAUCUUGAUGCCGUAUUUUUAAUCUUUCUGAUGAUGAUUGCUCCAAUUUUCUGAAUUCAUCAUACACUGGUGCUUUUUUAUGGUGGAAUUUUUCUAUGGUGUUGCCAUUCUUACAAGAAAAAACAUCACAUAUAAGUUGUGUUCCAAGUUCUGAUUCACAACAUCGUUUUAUUUUCUUGACAUAUUUUAGUACAAGUGUAUUUUUUUUCUAUCACAUUCCAUGUGAUAUCUAGUGUAGCAUUCAAUAAAAUAUUUCAGAUCUCAUUCAAGUACGCAGUCAUGGGCUUUAAUCCAUCGACUGUGUGCCAGCUAGUUCAUGAGAGGAUUUGGUGAAUUUUGAGAACUUUACAAGUUUUCAGAAUUCUGCAGAAGUGACCUUUGGUCCAUCACGCUUGUUUGUGCAUCCACCUAUAGUUGAAAAGUUUUGUAAAAAGACUGAUGCCGUAAGACUGCAGCAAUGAAGAAUUUGGGAGGAGAGGAUCCCUCUUACUAUCUCGUAAGACUCAUAGGAGACUAGAAUGUUCCUUGCUGCGCGGUCUGAGCUCAUGCCUCAAGGAAUCAACUCUAGAAAUUUAAUCCAUGUGAAGAGAGCAAAAAGCUAUGAAAAAUGCUUAGCGAAAACAUGAUGAAAAAAUAUUUAUUUAUCACGUUAAAUCAUACCGAAAUUAGAGGUGUACCCCAGAGGGAUGUAAUGACUUAAGGGAACUUGAGUGUGAAAUUAAUUGCUAUUGCAAAAUAGUCUAUUCCUUAUAUCUUAUCAGAUCAUUCUUUUUUUUGUUCUAUCCUUUGAUUAAUAGGGAAUUUCAUUGCUAACUCAAUACUUUUCAAUCAGAUAUAACUACUUCUGUGAAAAUUUUCUGUACCCUAACAUCUUAUCUCACUAUAGUAUCGUAUGGUAUGCUUCCUUUUAGAUGUCUGAGGCCGUUUGCCCGUUUGUUCAUCAGGGGCUUGGCAUAACAUAUAAUGUAUCGAAAUUAGUCAUUUCUGGCUUGAAAAUCCUUCAUUCCGGGGAGGCUUUGUGUUGGUUAUUCUUUUUCUUCGUCUAAGAUUUUAAGCAUCCUUGUUACUGUAAUAGGGCAUCUAUCUCAAGUUUUGAUUUUGUAGAUACUGGAGGGUAAAGCAUAUCGCCUACAGUAUCCAUGGAUCGGUGUUGUCAAUCGUUCUCAGCAAGAUAUUAAUAAGAAUGUUGACAUGAUUGCUGCUCGUCGUAGAGAGAGAGAUUACUUUGGAAAUAGCCCUGAUUAUAAGCAUCUUGCUCAUCGUAUGGGUUCUGAGCACCUUGGAAAGAUGCUUUCAAAGGUAAGGGUUUCUCUUUCACUAUAACUGCACUUUAUCAUAAUUUGUUCAUUUUGAUGUCUGGGUACUGAUGUAUGUAUAUCUUUCUGUUUAUGACGAAAUUAGAGAUAGUUUAACUAAUAUGUGCCCUUGCCUUCUGCAGCAUUUAGAAACAGUGAUCAAGUCUCGCAUUCCUGGUAUUCAGUCAUUAAUCAGUAAAAGCAUUGCUGAGUUGGAAUCAGAACUGAACCGUCUCGGAAAACCAAUUGCAGCAGAUGCUGGUGUAAGUUUUCCAGUGGUACAUGUAAAUGCUAACUGUUUGUUAUUUGGAAGGCAAUCUUCCGCAGUUUGUAUUUUUUCACUACAGUAUGCCUCUUUCUGAAGCUAAAAAAUAGCUAGGUGUUGCAAAAUGUUCUUACCAUAAGCCAGAUAAUGCCUCCUAGUUUAUAGAUUCAGUGUUGGACUAUGGAAUGCAUUCAACUAUCGCGAAGGCAGUUAAAAGCUCUGUUACCUUCAUUUUAUUGUGAAUGAUUUGUUGUAAUAUGAAAGAAGUCUGUAUAUGAUCGAGCUCCUUAAAACACUCGUAAGAAAUAGCGUGACAUCACAUAAUGGUUUCUUCUUUUAUGCAGGGAAAGCUGUAUAUGAUUAUGGAGAUUUGCCGGAUCUUUGAUCAGAACUACAAAGAACACCUUGAUGGCAUGUAGGCAUGCAAAAUUUUGUUUCCAUUAGAAUGCCUUUUAUUUCAAGUUGACCUAGUUGUGCAGUUUAUUCCAUAGUACAAAAAUGUUACUGGCCGUUUAUAUUUUGCAUGUUUGUGUUCUUUUAUCAGUAGAUGGAAAAUUUGCAUUUCUGUAUGUUCAACCAAAAAUUUCGAAGAUUCAAGUGAGUUUGACUGAUUUCUCGGUAUCUGUUUUCCUGUAUUAUUCCUCCUGGGGGCAGAGUAGUCGGUCUAUGCGUUGUGGUAACGUCAGGUUUACCGAUUAACUUUUUAGAAAUUAUACCUGCUGUGUUCUGAGCCAUGAUUCCCAGGGAAGUUCACUACCGUAUCAGUCAUGGCUCUUUGUGUGCAUUAUCCUGAUGGGCAGCACCCUCACCCUGCCAGUUACGUCCAGAAAUCUGUGAUUUAUUUACAUGUUGGUGUGACAUGUGGGAAUAGGGAUUUGUACUUGGUUAACAAAGAAAGAGCUAUUUCCGCAGAACCUGUUCUGUUAAUGAUUCAGACUUGACUUUCAGAGCUGUAUGCAUAUUAAUAUCAUGGAAGACACCUUGUGAGUCAACUUUCUCUCUUUUUAAUCGUCUUUGAGUGGCAUGCCUGUGCAUUGCCAUAGGUCAACAUUUUAGAACUUAGCCUUCAUCUUGCUUUUACAAUCUUUGCUUCGAUUUUGUAUAUUUUUUGAUGAUCAUUACUUCAAAAAAUCUCCUUCGUAUGCCCAUAGUCCUGAAUCUUUGUUAACCUUUUGAUAAAAUUGUAUGUGGCACCUCUUUCUGACGGCAUAUUUUAUGAUUAAAUAUUGUCCACAGACGUCCUGGUGGUGACAAGAUCUACAAUGUGUUUGAUAAUCAACUUCCAGCAGCUUUGAAAAGAUUGCAAUUUGAUAAGCAACUUGCCAUGGAAAACGUAAGGAAGUCAAUAACUGAAGCAGAUGGAUACCAACCACACCUGAUAGCCCCUGAACAGGGAUAUCGUCGCCUGAUUGAGUCAUCACUAGUCAGUAUCAGAGGUCCAGCCGAGGCUGCCGUUGAUGCGGUAUGUGGAAAGGAUGUAAAGUAGUGUGCCACAUUAGUCUUGAGAGAUUGGUAUAUUUUGUUCUACAGGUCUAAUCAAUUCCCCAAACUCUCUCUAUUUAUGGUUAUUGUAGGGUAACUACUUUAUUUUAUAUCUGUAGAAGGGUGAUUACAUUGUCUGUUAACUUCGUUUCUUCUCCUACGAAUUCAUGUGCUAGAAACACAGCCUGUUGAUAACCCAGGUAAUCCCGUGCAAUAUCAUAUGUAUGUCCAUUGAUGUAUGAUCCAUUUAGCUGAAGGUAUAAAUGGCUUUCGAGGUUUUCAAGUGGGAUAAAUCGAGACACAAGGUGCUGAAGCAGAAUAUGGAAUACGUAUCUAACUCUGCUAAAGUCGUGAGCGUGAAUUUUUUGAUUCAGAUCUCAAUCUUCAUUGGCGUGGUGCCCAAAAAUAUCUCUUUCUCGGGAUCUAAGAAGUAUCCUUUCUUGCUCAUCUAAUGCUUUAUUGCAUCUCUUGACCUGGUUUCUGAUUUAGGUUUGCCUCGCUCAUCAUUCCUUAAGUUAGUAACAUGAGAAACUUUUCAAUCAUAUUGGUCUCCAUGAGAAUGUGUUCGUGAAUAGAAGAGCCAGAUACAAUUGCUUAUUAGAGUAGACUACAGUGUGAAGGGGACAGUUUUCUGUGGGCCUCGGCGUGCUAUGCCUGUAGUUAUCUGUCUUUUAUAGUAGAUGUUGAAUGUAUUACACAUUUGCCAUGCAAAUUGGGGUUAUAUCCCCAUUUACUGCAAAUACUGUCUUUUACAGUAUGCUUGAGAUGAAUAAAAGUGAAUAUGAAAUAACUAAUAAAAUACUUCAGUUUUGAUUCCCGUGACCUAUUAACAAUGUUUUUUUUUCUUGUUCAGGUUCAUUCCAUAUUAAAGGAACUUAUACACAAGGCAGUGAAUGAAACUGCGGUAGGUUUUGUGCCUUUUAAAUAAUAAAUAAAUCUUAGAAUCAAACUGGCGUUUUUUUUUUCAUUGUAAAGCUAAUAUAACAUGUAUCAAAUUUAUCUUGAGAAAUGAUGUUAAUCUUAUUCAUCUUCUAGAAUGGGAAGGCACCUUGAAUUUUACCGAAAUACCUGUGAUCUUCUGCUUUGUUGGAUCGUUGUCAAUUAUUUCAUUAUGUUAUCUUUAUUUCAAUCUAGAAGGUCUCAUGAUUUAGAUUUUUCUCUUUUGAUUGCUGGUUAACCACAGAAGGAAAACCUUACACGGGUAUUCUGUGUUUUUCGUUAUAGGAGUUGAAACAGUAUCCAUCUCUCCGAGUGGAGGUUGGCAAUGCGGCUUUUGACUCAUUGGAGAGGAUGAGGGAGGAGAGCAAGAAAGCAACCCUAAAGUUGGUUGACAUGGAGUGCAGUUACCUGACAGUUGACUUCUUCCGGAAGCUCCCUCAUGAUGUAGAGAAGGGUGGAAAUCCGACGCAUUCAAUUUUCGACAGAUAUAAUGAUUCAUAUCUGCGGCGAAUAGGUACUCCACCGCUCACACGGGUUUUUCUUGUGGAUAGAUUAGAAUAGCUAUUUUCUGCGAUACUGAUGUGGGAUCAUGGGCAAGUCAAACCUAUCGUUUUCUUACAUAGCCAUUAAAUGCCAUUACACAUAUAAUUGGUCUCUUGCCCAUUCUUAUAUCUGACGAACAUAGUAUCCGAUUCGUACAAAUGUUUUAAGCUACUUACAACACCAGUUUGUUCACAAUUUUCCUACAGACACUGGAUGUGUUAUGUGAAUUAUUUCACUUCAACUUCAAUUUUUCAAUAAAAAGUCAACCAUGCUUUAGUAAUAGUGUAUCAUAUCAGCCCACCCAUCUUCUCUUAAAAGUCAACAAUGCGCAGUGAAGGAAAUUAUUUCGCUGGUAAUCUGACUAUUUUUCCUUGGAAUCCAAACUCUCAUCUGAACAAUGCAUACGCUAAGACACCUAGUAAGGAGGGUAUAAUUUUCCAUCUGUGCUAACUUAUUUCGUUGAUGAUUUUGCCCAGGUUCCACAGUUCUGUCAUAUGUCAAUAUGGUUUGUGCUACCUUGCGGAAUUCCAUUCCGAAAUCGAUUGUUUACUGUCAAGUUCGCGAGGCUAAACGGGCCUUGCUUGAUCAUUUCUUUACCGAACUGGGCAAAAAGGAGGUGAAGUUUCCUACUCUCUCUCUCUCUCUCUAUGUAUACAGGCAAAGAUAUGUAUAUGUAUAAUGUAUAUUCGUAUUAGAUAGAGUGUACGGAAUUUCCGCACCCAAUCUGGGCCAUUGACAACCCUGCAAUCAAUUAAUUUUCAUACAUUUUUUAAAUUCUGCAAAUUUUUCUGUAAAUGGUUGACUAGAAAUGGACGAAAGGGAUUUUUUUUAAAAAAAAACCCAGUGCAAUGCAAUAGUUGCUGAAGUGACAUUUUUAUUUAUUCUAUAUGUGCGUGAUGUCCUUUGCAGGCUAAGCAGUUGGCAUCUCUGUUGGAUGAGGACCCAGUGAUCAUGGAGCGUAGGACGGCCCUUGCCAAGAGGCUCGAGCUGUACAGAAGCGCCCAGGCGGAGAUAGAUGCCGUCGCCUGGUCUAAGUAG